Molecule: messenger RNA, 5562 nt
Organism: Triticum aestivum (bread wheat)
Lineage: Eukaryota; Viridiplantae; Streptophyta; Magnoliopsida; Poales; Poaceae
Product: putative disease resistance protein RGA4
Exons: 3
Coding region: 794-4606 (1270 amino acids)
Molecular function (GO): ADP binding
Source: RefSeq, a predicted model, not a curated record
UUGAAGGAUUCAGUUGUAUAGGACCAGAUCCCGUCGUAAUUUUUUCGGUACUUCUUUCUCCAAAUAGACUCGAAGACCUGAAUAACAGUCAUACCAUGGAUCUGAACCUUUCUUGUUUUGUUGAUUUUCGGAAUCUAUGGGUGCUUGAGGCUUAAUGCUUGCAAGAGUAACAAUUUUGGCUGCAGCUUGGAAUAUGUUUCAUUGGCUGCACAUAUGUCUUGAACUGUUCAAUGCAUGAUGAUGCACAUAUGUCAGAAGGUUUGGUUAGCUGUCCCUGUUGUUAUACGCCAACCCAGAAAUUAACAAUGCCUUGCUGAGGUACAGCCAGCUGGAAUAAAUAUUGCUGAGGUGUUGCAAGGUUGGGUAGUUGACUUGUGAUAAAUUGUGAUUGGUUGAAGAAGUGCUGAUCAAAGCUCGACUCAUCUGAAGGAGUAUUUCAUUAAGUACAACCAUCAGUUUAUACUGUGGUAAGAAAUAAAGAUGCCCCAGCUGUUAAUGUGCAAAGUCAGAAUAGCUGUCCCUAUUAUACUACGUCAAACCAAAAAACAAUUUCCGGUGCUGAGCUACUACUCCUCUGUGGAAGUGUUUUAUUAAGUACAGCCAAAUCGGAGAAGAAGGUAAUCGAGGGAAGCAACCACUACUUCUCCCCCAGAAAGUCAAUGCUUGCACUGUCUUCCAUUUUUCUCAGAAGAUCUCUGCAUCUAGCUUGCUCGCACCACCGUUCUCUUCUCCAUCCUGGACUGCAACUGGGAUUCCCUGUGUUCCGCGUGUGCCGUGAGCUCUGAGCAUUCCAAUGGCAGAGCCGGUGGCCACCAUGGUGGUCGGGCCGCUGCUGUCCACUGUGAAGGAGAAGGCGUCCAGCUACCUCCUGGACCAGUACAAGGUGAUGGAGGGCAUGGAGGAGCAGCACAGGGUCCUCAAGUGCAAGCUGCAAGCCAUCCUGGACGUCAUCGCCGACGCCGAGCAUGCCGCGUCCCACAGAGAAGGGGCCAAGGCUUGGCUUCAGGAGGUCAAGACGGUGGCCUACGAGGCGAAUGAUAUUUUUAAUGAGUUCAAGUACGAGGCGCUCCGUCGUGAGGCCAAGAAGGAUGGGCACUACAGCAAGCUCGGCAUUUGUACAGUAAGAUCCUUCGCCACCCACAACCGUUUUGCGUUCCGUGACAAAAUGGAGAAGAAGCUAUGCAAAAUCUUGCAGGCCAUUGAGGUCCUUGUGGCUGAGAUGAACACCUUUGACUUUAAAUAUCAGCAGCAAGCACCAAUAUCCAUGCACUGGCAGCAGAUGGAUCCUGUUAUCUCUGAUCCAAAGAAAAUCAUUAGCAGAUCGAGAAGCCAAGAUACUAAGAAUAUUGUUGAUACACUAUUUUGUCAAGCUAGCAAUGCAAAUCUCACAGUUGUUCCCAUCAUUGGGAUAGGGGGGCUAGGCAAGACCACCUUAGCGCAACUCAUUUACAAUGAUCCUGAAGCUCAGAAGCAUUUCGAGUUGCUCAUAUGGGUUUGUGUCUCUGACAGCUUUGAUGUGGAUUCCUUGGCUCGAAGAAUUGUUGACUUUCAUCUUAAAAAUAGUAUAAUUAAGGCACCUUUUAAGAAGGGCCCAUUGGAUAGCCUCCAAAUUGUACUAAGUGGGCGUAGAUACCUCCUUGUCUUGGAUGAUGUACGGAACCUAGAGAGCGAUAAGUGGAAAAAGCUCGAGGUCCGCCUUACACAUGGUGCUAAGGGCAGUGUGGUUUUGGCAACUACUCGUGAUGAAGCAGUCGCAAAAAUAAUGGGUACAGUUAAAGCCUAUAAUCUCGCAGCUUUGGAGGAUAACUUUAUCGAGGAAAUUAUCGAGUCAAGAGCAUUCAGUCUGCAGAAGGAAGAAGAAAGGCCGGCCAUGCUAGUUAAUAUGGUUGGUGAGAUCGCGAAGAGAUGUCGUGGCUCUCCUUUGGCUGCAGCCGCGCUGGGCUCUAUGCUGCGUACAAAGACCAGCAAAGAAGAAUGGAAGGCUAUAUCGAGAAGAAGCAACAUUUGCACUGAGGAGUCUGGAAUUUUACCGAUGCUCAAGCUCAGCUACAAUGACAUGUCAUCACAGAUGAAGCAAUGUUUUUCUUUCUGUGCUGUGUUUCCCAAGGAUUACGAUAUUGACGUGGACAAACUGAUCCAACUAUGGAUCGCACAUGGCUUUAUCAUGGACCAAAAAGAAGUUAGUCCUGAAACCAUUGGCCAAUGGAUUUUCAAUGAGCUGACCUCAAGGUUAUUCUUUGUGGAUGUGAAGAAAGUCCGAGUCUCACGGUAUGAAUAUGCGCGCCCGGUGGUGGGUGAUUAUCCCAAACAUACAUGUAAAAUCCAAGAUCUUAUGCAUGAUGUUGCAUUGUCUACAAUGGAAAAAGAAUGUGCUCUUGCACCUAAGGAACCAUGUCAGAUUGAGUGGCUUCCAGAUACAGCUCGCCACUUAUUUUUGUCUUGUGGACAACCAGAAACUAUUUUGAAUGAAUCUGUGGCGAAAAGAUCUUUGGCUAUCCAGACACUUAUGUGUGCUUGUUAUCUAGAAAUGGGAGUUCGGUUGCAGCAUUUAUCAAAAUACAACUCUUUGAAGGCAUUACGGCUCCUUUUAAAUUGGGGCGGACAAUUCCAUUUGAAACCAAAGCAUCUGCAUCACCUAAGGUACCUUGAUCUCUCAAGAAGUUAUAUCGAAUCACUUCCUGAAGAUAUAAGCAUUUUAUACAGCCUACAAACAUUGAACAUAUCUUGUUGCUACUCACUUCGUCGGCUUCCAAGACAAAUGAAGUAUUUGACCGCCCUCUGUCACCUAUACACCCAUUGUUGUCCGAAGUUGAGGAGCAUGCCUGGUGGUCUCCGAAAACUCGUGUCCCUGCAGACACUUACAUGUUUUAUAGCAGGUCCUACUGGCUCUAAGUGCAGUGCCAUUGGAGAGUUGCAACAUUUAAACCUUGGUGGUCAGCUAGAGCUAACUCAACUAGAGAAUGUGACAGAAGAAGAUGCAAAAGCGGCAAAUAUCGGCAAUAAGAAGGAACUGCGAGGCUUGACAUUAAAAUGGAGCGUUGGUUGUGCUGAUGAUGCUAGAGUGCUCAAGAGUCUGAAACCUCAUGAUGGACUGCCGGGUGUAAGGAUAGAAUCCUACGGAGGCACCACCUUUCCGACAUGGAUGGCUAUGUCGAGAAACAUGGUUGAGAUCCAACUUUUCCAGUGUGAAAAACUGCAAUGGCUAUUCGGUUGUGAUACCACCUUCACUUUUCCAAAUAUGAAGGAGCUUACACUUCAAGAUCUGCAUUGUUUGGACAGAUGGUGGGAAACAAGUAACGAGGUACAAGGACAAGAGAUAAUGUUUCCUCGGCUUGAGAAGUUAUCUAUUGUUAGCUGUGCAAAGUUAACAGCGUUGCGGGACACAACACUGCUUGGAGAACCUCAUGGUACAAUGGCACGGUCAGCAUUUCCAGCAUUGAAGGAACUCUACUUGGAUUUCUUGGACAACUUUUGGAAAUGGGAGGCAACCGAGGGAACACAGAGAGGACACAUGGUAUUUCCUAAGCUUGAGAAACUUACAAUUAUGAACUGUUCUAUCCUGACAGCAUUACGGGAAGCACCGGUUGAUGGAGAUCAUACCAUGGCACGGUCAGCAUUUCCUGCAUUGAAAGUUCUGAAAUUGAAAUGCUUGAGCAGAUUCGAGAGUUGGCAUGCAGUCGAAGGAUCUAAGCGAGAAAAGUUAAUGUUUCCUCAGCUUGAGCAAUUGGUUGUUAUACACUGUGAAAAUAUGACAACAUUAUGUGGGCAGCGGACCUUCCCUAGCCUUCAGGAGAUCCGUUUCGAGUUUUGUCCAAAGCUGACAACAAAAGCUAAAUCACCAAAGCUCAGCGUGUUACACAUGGAGGGAAAUGAGGAAGAGAUGUUCCUGUGGGUAGCUAGACAUAUGACGUCAUUGACCAAUCUGAAACUAAAGAACCUUGAAGAAACGCAAUCAACCUUGAAGGCGGCUGGUAAUAGUUUGACACAAGUGGUGGACGCCAUGGAAAAAUGGAAUCCAGAUGAUUUCCCUAUGGCAAUUAUGCACUUGAGUGGCUUCAAGUCGGGUGUAACUGAGCUAUGUGCAUGUUUUGUACGGCUUGAAUGGUUGUACAUCAAUGAUUGUGCCGCGCUUGUCCACUGGCCAGAGAAAGAGUUCCAAGGCUUGGUAUCCUUGAGGAGUCUAGAGAUUUCUUACUGCAAGCAACUGGUUGGAUACGCACAAGCUCCUGCAGCUGAGCCAUCAGCAACAUCAGAAUCCUCGACUCAGCUCCUGCCAAGCCUCGAGCAUCUCAAGAUAGUUCAGUGUGAAAGCAUGGUAGAGGUCUUCAAACUCCCGGCAUCCCUGAGGAAAAUGGAAAUUCUUGAUUGUUCUAAGCUCAGGUCCAUAUUCAGUAGGAGGCUGCAGCAGGAACAGGCAGCAGCAUCGGAUCUUCAAGGGCGAUCACCUGUAUAUUCAGAGUUGUCGUCAUCGUCGUCAGCUGUAUCCAGGGCAGAGCAUUCUCUCUUUCCAUGUUUAGUAUCUAUAUACAUACGGGGGUGUCAUAGCUUAACAGGGAUCCUUGAUCUUCCCCCGUCGCUCAAGGAAAUUAAAAUUACCAUUUGUUAGUGCAGUGGGUUGAGAUCAGUGGAAUCUCACUCGGGAGAGAUGCCAUCAUUGUUGGAGAAACUCAAGAUCGGAGGAUGUGAAAUCCUGUCAUCCCUACAAGAUGGGUCACAAGCAUGUUCUUUACAUUGGAAACUGUCCUAGUAUGAAGAGACUCCCUACAUGCCUGCAGCAGCGUAUGAGCAGCAGUAGCAUCCAGAAGAAAUGUCUAGAUGCCCAUCUUGAAGGGCCUAGUCUACUGAAGCCCAAGGCGUGGAAGUAUACCAUCUGCAGAGAUUAGUGAGCUGUCGGUAUGCAACACCAUCACCAUGGGAAGCAUUGUUGGUAGGCUUUCUGUUAUGGUUUGCUACUUGUUGUUUCAAGACUCCAUUUUCUCAAAUGAAAAUGUGGCCCUCUUUGAUGGGGAAAAAAAAUCACCAUGGGAAGCUACCAAGCAGCAGCAGUAAAGGAAGAGAUUUGAUUAUAUGCAUGGGCCGUCGCUAUAUUUUGGGAUGUCUUCUGCUGGUGUUGAUUGUGCACGGCUCUGCCUUUUCGCAGAACUGUUUCUGCUCAUACAGCCUGGAUAGAGUAGAGAUCAUGUUUGAAAAGAGUAUGUAUUGUCGCGAUAUCGUUUGCCAACAUUCAUAUGCCAAGAAUUCUUUGACAUUUGAUUUGGGCAUGUCGCUGUAUUUCCUGUCACAAAGAAUGUACUACCAAGUUAUGGCAUGAACAUGCGUGACGGCCUCUGAUUUGGAACACUUGUGUGAGACCUUUAUAAUAACUCCUUCACCUUGAAUAUAUAUGGUUUCAGUACCUGCUGAAACACUCAUGGUUGUCAGCUGCAUCUUGGACUCGGUGGUCAGCUAGCAUUGCAAUGGUGUGCUCAGCUAAUUAGUUUGAGUGUGGCCUAGAUAAGAGGUGUAGCUACAUGGCCACACAGCUACAACUUUCCCAUAGUAUCUGAAGAAAAGGAAUGAAAC